Molecule: messenger RNA, 1446 nt
Organism: Ahaetulla prasina
Lineage: Eukaryota; Metazoa; Chordata; Lepidosauria; Squamata; Colubridae
Product: amine sulfotransferase-like
Exons: 8
Coding region: 340-1254 (304 amino acids)
Biological process (GO): sulfation
Cellular component (GO): cytoplasm
Molecular function (GO): sulfotransferase activity
Source: RefSeq, a predicted model, not a curated record
GUGUAAAGAUGAAAGAAAAGCUGCAAAGCAAAUUAAGGUUAGCACAUAUAGCACAUUGCAGAAGUUGCGUCAUAAAGGAAGUCAGAUGAAAAUAUUUCCAAAGAUUUCCAGUCAGCUCUUCCUCCCCACUUUUCUUUCUUAAAAAAUAAACUCCUGGGUGAUUCUUUUUCUCUGCUCUUCAAGCUGCCUGUCAUUCAUUAAGGGCUAAUCACAUGUGCUAAGGAGGAACUGACAUGGAAGAAAGCUGACAGAAAGCAACAUUUCUUUAAUUUAGGAAGGCAAGAAACAGACAUGACACAGCUCAAGUAUUCCUGACAAGCAAGGUUGAAUUAUCUAAUAAUGGAGAUAGUAGAUGAGUUCCUAUUUAAAUACAAAGGAAUUUAUUUUGGACGAAAGCAGACCACACCUGAAAAUAUCGAUUCAGCAGAAAGUUUUGAAAUCCAAGAUGAUGAUGUAUUUCUAAUCACCUAUCCCAAAUCUGGCACAGUGUGGGCUCAGAACAUUCUGAGCUUGAUUUUACAUGAAGGUCAUCGAGAUGGAACUGAAAAUAUUAACCUGAUGGACAGGGCACCAUGGGUAGAAUAUCAUAUUUCCCUGAGAGAUUUGACCAAUCUCCCAUCACCUCGUGUCAUUUGUUCCCAUCUGCCCUACCAUUUGGCACCCAAAGGAUUACGAAAUAAAAGAGCAAAGAUUGUUUAUGUGUUUAGAAAUCCAAAGGAUAUCUUGGUUUCUAUGUAUCAUUUUCACAAAAUUGUAGUCACAUUUGAAACUCCAAAAUCCUUUGAUACAUUCAUGGAGAAUUUUUUGGCUGGCAAAGUGACCAAUAGUUUGUGGCUAGACCAUAUAGAAGGCUGGUACACUCAUAAGGAUGAUUUCAAUAUUCUCUUCCUUUCUUAUGAAGAAAUGAAAAAGGAUCUGAGAAGUUCAGUAUUGAAAAUAUGCAACUUUCUAGGAAAAGAACUAAGUGGAAAGGAGGUGGAUGAUGUGGUAGAUAAAGCUAUAUUUGAUAACAUGAAAAUGGAUCCUAGAGCAAACUACAGAUUCUUGCCUUCUGCUCACAUGGAUUUCAGCAAAGGAGACUUUCUUCGCAAAGGCACUGUUGGGGACUGGAAGAACCUCAUGACUGUUGCCCAGAGUGAAAGGUUUGACCGUGUCUUUAAGGAGAGGAUGGAAAAGCUGCCCUUCAGGUUCUGCUGGGAUAUUCAGGAGGAUCCUGAGCCUAUUUCCAGCUUACGGGAGGAAAAUAAUAUGUGAUACACACCUUCAAAUGGCUUGAAUCAGAGAUGACCUUCCAAGAAUGGUUACAUAAAGAAUGGUCUUUAUGGAACCUUCUAAUGUUUAAUUUUCAACUCUUUAAAGAUCACAGAAGACAGCAACACUGAAUUGUGUGCUAUUGUUAAUUAUAAGAGAACCUACAGAAAACUGUUAAUAAAUGUCUCUCUGAAA